AUGACGUCUACUAUACCGGUAUUGGGAGCAAGGGCCCAAACGAUAGGGCCGAUCACGACAAUGCCCAUGUCAAGUAUCUUCACAGCGCCCGCCUCAUGCUCGAACUCAUGGACAUAUGAACCCCAGUCUGCAAACUUGGUCUCAAAUGGCCUCCUGAUGCAGAACGUUGCGGAAAACGACCAUGCCGAUCCUGCAUGUUUCCCUACCGGGUUCAAUCAGUAUGGAAGAGUUCGGGCGACUGUCGUCUAUAGCCCAGCUUACUGUCCACAUGGAUACACCUCGGCCGAAUUAGUCGUACACGAACCGGUCACAACUGCCAUAUGCUGCCUCUCUAACUUCAGCUACUAUGAAGAAAAACGGGACGAGCAAACAACUUUCGUCGGAUGUCUAAGCAUCUUUCCUAGUUCGUCAUCUACUCUCGUCACCGUCCGCGAGGUUCAGGGGGAAAGCAGGCAGGUCUCCGGUCCAGUCACCAUGUGGGCGCAAGCAAUCCAAGUUGAGAUGCAAGCUUCAGACAAGAGCCUAUUUGUCCCCGCCACUACGACCACUUCCGAGAGCAAGACCCGAACAUCAUCCUCCGAUGGACCAUCCGACACGGCAAAAUCAACAUCCGAUGCCUCAUCCAGCACGGUAAAUUCAUCAACUUCAUCAACCACUUCAUCAACACAGACCAGCCAAACAGUCCCCUCAGCCCCAGCUGCUCCAGAUAUCCCAGAGCCAGCAAACCCAAGCCCUGCAGCUCCAGGCACAGGCACAGGAACAGAGACAAACGGACUAUCGACCGGAGCAAAAAUCGGCGUUGGCGUUGGUGUCGGUGCAGCAGGACUGAUCGUACUCGUCGCUCUAUUAUUCUGGUUCUUCCGACGACGCCAGCAAAAAGGACAAAAGCCUCUCCCAGACACAUCAUCUUCUUGUGGAAGCCACCCAGAAAUUAGCGAGCUUGGAGGAAGCACUCAGGUUGAGCCGGGCACGCUCUACCAACGGCCAGGACGCGGAAUACCAAGCGAGGCUGGUGGUAGCUCGCAGGCGGGAGAAUCUAGCAUUGUGGCGUACACGAGGACGACUGGACCUUCUGAGCUCCACGCGACAAACGCCGGCCCGAAGUUCGUACAUGAACUUAGUGCUUAG
Penicillium coprophilum is the source of this 1128-nucleotide messenger RNA. RefSeq lists its product as uncharacterized. The coding region runs from base 1 to 1128 and encodes 375 amino acids. The transcript is spliced from 2 exons. Lineage: Eukaryota; Fungi; Ascomycota; Eurotiomycetes; Eurotiales; Aspergillaceae. The record is from RefSeq and is a predicted model, not a curated record.